This is a messenger RNA of Alternaria atra, 1656 nucleotides long. RefSeq lists its product as uncharacterized. The transcript has 2 exons. Lineage: Eukaryota; Fungi; Ascomycota; Dothideomycetes; Pleosporales; Pleosporaceae. The coding region runs from base 1 to 1656 and encodes 551 amino acids. Gene Ontology annotation, molecular function: carbohydrate binding; hydrolase activity, hydrolyzing O-glycosyl compounds. The record is from RefSeq and is a predicted model, not a curated record. Gene Ontology annotation, biological process: carbohydrate metabolic process.
AUGAUCUGGACCAACUCCGUUCUUGUCACCCUUGCUGGGGUGACCCAAGUCGCGUCGCAAUCAUUUCAACAGACGCCAGUGAUGGGUUGGAACUCGUACAACCAGAUGUCGUGUAGCCCAAAUACCCAGAAGAUAACUACGACCAUCAACUCCCUCGCCAGCCGCGGCUUUGUCGAUGCGGGCUACAAGUUCUUUCAAAUUGACUGUGGGUGGGCCUCAAGAGAUGGACAACGAAACGCUACCAGCGGUGCACUGAAGGUAGACCUAAAGGCCUUCCCAGGCGGCCUGAAGCCUUUAAGCGACCUUGCCAGGUCCAAAGGCAUGAAGUGGACAAUGUACUCGGAUGCCGGUGUGCGGAUGUGCGACCCGCAGGCACCGAGUCCUGUCUUAGGCUCCUUGGGACACGAAGCUGCGGACGCGGACUUCUUCAAGACGUUGAACACCGAAUACGUCAAGUAUGACAACUGCUAUGCGGACGGGCCUGCAGCUAGCCAGAACGCACCCAAGAACGCCAGGACUGAUUUCGUCUCCCGAUUCGGCGUCAUGUGGAAAGAACUCCAACGAGUCGGCAUUCCCGGAAUGUUAAUCUGCCAAUGGGGUGUGCCUUUCACCACCUCUACUGGCUUGCAAGGACCUGCUCAGUGGACGAAGAGCAUUUCUACAUCCUUCCGACUAUCGGAUGACAUCACGCAGGGUUGGGCAUCUAUGUUCCGCAUCUAUAACCAAGCCGUACACAUCGCCAAAUCGGGUCUGGUCGCUCCAGGACAUAUUGCCGAUGCUGACCUACUUAUGGUGGGCAACUCUGGUAUGACGUUUGACGAGCAAGCUACGCAUUUCGCUGCGUGGGCUAUGCUGAAAUCGGCGCUCAUGGUGUCAACUGAUGUUCCAGCUCUAUCGAAUGAACUUGUCGCUGUUUUACAAAACAAAGACCUGAUUGCUAUCAACCAAGACUCAGCAGUCAAGCCAGUCACACUACGCCAGCGCUGGAGUGGGGAUCGAGACCUCUGGGCUGGCGAUCUGUCGAAUGGAGACAUGGCUGUCUUAGUCGUAGAUCUCAGCAACACUGCCCGCGCGCUGAGCCUGCAGCUCUCUGAACUGGACAUAGCCUCGGCAUCUAUAAAGGAUCUCUGGACUGGUAAGACUGUCAGCGAAGCUUCUCUUUCCAAACAAGUCAAAGCUCACGGGUCUCUCGCCAUCCGUCUUUCCAACAUCCGUCGCUCCACUGCUGCCAAACCCACAUACACCUAUGUCUCCGCAUCAACUGGCUCUCUUUCUUCAGGCGCGAACGCCCAAUCCUGCUCCGGCUGCACCUCUUCCAACAAAGUCGGCAAUCUGGGUGGUUCUUCGAACGGUCGAGUAACACUCUCCAACAUCCGCACAUCUAAAGCUACGCAAACAGUGCUUUUCGACUAUAUCAACGGACAGGUUGACUACAUGGGCGGUAGCAACGAGCGCGUCGCAGCGAUCAGCGUGAAUGGAGCAGUAGCAAAGACCGUCAGCUUUCCUCUGAGUGGGUACAAUUGGGACAAAGACGUUUACAAGAAUUACGGUGUGGAAUUGUCGGGUUUCAGCACUACAGGUACUAACACCAUCACCAUUUCUGGUGUUGGAAGCGCGUACGCACCGGAUGUUGACAGGGUGGGAGUUGUUGUUUAG